Messenger RNA from Salvia hispanica, 1841 nucleotides. NCBI's taxonomy places the organism in Eukaryota, Viridiplantae, Streptophyta, Magnoliopsida, Lamiales, Lamiaceae. The record is from RefSeq and is a predicted model, not a curated record.
UGUUAAUAAUCGAAUCCAUUCCCACACUUAAUAAUUGCAAUUGCAUGCAUUGUGUUGUGUGUGCGUAGGAUUUGAGGAGGUUUGCUUCUGCUGUAACAACUGAGCUCUGUACUACCAAAUCCGUGUAAUGGCGCCGGAGAUGACUAGAGAUUCCUUGGACUAUCUCUUGGACGACUCCGAAUACGACGUGGAAGACACCGCCAGCAGCAGCAGCAUCGAAGACGACGCCUCCCUCUCCUCCUCCGCAGUCUCACAGCAGUGGCCUCAGAGCUUCAGAGAAGCAGUUGACAUAUAUUCGAUAUCUGCAUCACCAAGCUUCGGCAUACUAAGGCCUCGGACGUCUGCCGCAAUCAGCAGCCACAACUUGUUGGAAUCAAAUGCCACAAUCCCACUGCUUGCUGAUUACAACAAGGUUCACAUUGUGGCGGAAGACCUUCCUAGAUCGAGGGCGCACUCGAUCAUUAUCUCCGAUAAGGCCUCCUUCCACAAGCACGCGCCUCUCGGCCACGGAUGCAGCCUUCUUCAGACCGUAUUCAACGGUAUGAAUGUGAUGGCCGGUGUUGGGCUGCUCUCCACGCCUUACACUGUCAAAGUAGGCGGUUGGGCCAGCUUGUUCGUGCUAGUCCUCUUCGCGUUCAUCUGUUGCUACACGGCCAUUCUCAUGAAGCAUUGCUUCGAAAGUGCUCAAGGCAUACUCACCUUUCCUGACAUGGGAGAGGCCGCGUUUGGGAAAUGGGGUCGCCUCUUCAUAUCCAUUAUAUUGUACUCAGAGCUAUAUAUGUCGUGCACGGACUACUUAAUCUUGGAAGGGGAUAAUCUCUCAACAAUAUUCUCAGGAGUGUCUUUGAAUAUAUUUGGCUUCAAGAUUGACACUAUGCAUCUCUUUGCAACCGUAGCUGUGCUAAUCGUCUUUCCCACUCUUCUUCUUAAAGAUCUUCAAUUUCUUUCUUACCUCUCAGCCAGUGGAGUCGUUGCAACGAUAGUUGUAGUUCUGUGCUUGUUAUUUGUUGGUACAACAGAGGGAGUUGGCUUUCACCACAGUGGCAAACUACUGGAUUUGAGUGGCAUCCCUUUCUCCAUUGGUGUAUAUGGCUUCUGCUACUCAGGCCACUCGGUUUUCCCCAAUAUAUACCAAUCGAUGGCUGAUAAAACCAAAUUCAAGAAAGCAGUUAUCAUAAGUUUCAUUCUAUGUGUUACCGUUUAUGGUAGCGCUGCAGUGAUGGGAUUCCUCAUGUUCGGGCAGAGCACAAACGCGCAAAUAACUUUGAAUCUACCACAGCACAAAUUAAGCUCCAAAAUAGCUUUGUGGACAACGGUUAUCAAUCCAUUCUCCAAAAUUGCCUUGACAAUGAAUCCAUUGGCUAGAGGUAUUGAGGAGCUGCUGCCAUCAAGAAUCUCUAACACUUACUUGUGCUUCCUUCUUAUACGAACGUCACUCAUCUUGUCCUCUCUCCUAGUUGCCUUCCUCAUCCCCUUCUUCGGAACGGUGAUGUCUCUAAUAGGCUCUCUCUUUAGCGUUCUCAUGGCUAUGGUGAUGCCAUCUCUAUGCUUCUUGAAAAUUCUUGGAAGGAAAAGUGCCACCAAAAUGCAGAUUGCGCUGAGCAGCUGCAUUGUCGUGAUAGGCCUCGUAUGUGGGAUCAUCGGGACAUACAGCGCUUUGGUAGACCUCGCUAACAAGUGCUGAACUCUCAUGCAAUAAACCUUAGGCCUUCACCAGAUUUUCAGACAAACUUUCGUCUGUUUUAUGGCUUCUUUGGAGGAAACUAGCUUCAAACAUCCCUUUCAAGUUGUAACUUUUUGAUUCCUUCAAUGGCUAUAGUUUGAUUAUUGAUUUUGCUUCA